Molecule: messenger RNA, 1683 nt
Organism: Asparagus officinalis (garden asparagus)
Lineage: Eukaryota; Viridiplantae; Streptophyta; Magnoliopsida; Asparagales; Asparagaceae
Product: proline-rich protein 36-like
Exons: 8
Coding region: 1-792 (263 amino acids)
Molecular function (GO): methyltransferase activity
Source: RefSeq, a predicted model, not a curated record
AUGCGUCGCCAAAAAAACCCCCCUCUUUUUUUCAUUUCCCCGCUUACUUUCCCCCUCUUUUUUCAUUUCCCUCUCCGUCUAAAACGGGCCAAACCCCCUCCCCCCCCCUCUCAACAAACCUCCCAAAUCCUAAAUCACAGAUCCCCAAAACCCUGGUUCCCCAAAUUCCCCUUCUCACCACCAAAAUCCCUCGCCGCCCCCUCCUCCGCCUCAUCUCCAUCGCCUCUGGCGACACCACCGCCGUCGAGUCCCGAGACCAGAAGCUCAACCGGAUCGCCGACGAUCUCCUCGCCCUCACAAAGGCCGAGAGCGAAGACUACUCGACCCUCUUCACGUAUCGACAUACUGAAAGUAUGGCUCGAACUUCUCCUGUCGCCGUCAUUUCUUUCCUCCCAACCCUCGGAGCGAGGUGAGAAAAGGGGUUUUUUUUUAAAAAAGGAAACCCUAAGGGGGUACAGAUCCAACAAGGACGAUGAGCAGCUAAAGUACCUUAGAUGUUUGUUGGAUUUGAUGGAACAUAGAAACAAAAAGAAGAAGCAAGGAGAUGUUCUGGUUGGCACCUUAGGGGCCUAUCUGUCCUUGCAACUUAUUUUAGCAGCAAUUGAUUUAGUUGAUGCUAAUUCAAAAUCUGGAGGUUACAUUGUUUUUUCAACAUGCUCCAUGAUUCCUGAGAUUGAGGCAGUCAUUGACUAUGCUCUCAAGAAGAUAAAUGUAAAACUUGUGACGUGUGGACUGGACUUUGGUCGCCCAGGAUAUGCUAACUCUCAACCUUCACCUUACUUCAUCAUCUAAGUCUGAAUUUCUGAAUUCUUUUUUUCUUGGUUGUCAGACUUGUGCAUUAUAGAGAGCAGAGUUUUCAUCCCUCCUUAGAGAAAAUAAGGCGUUUUUAUCCCCACGUGUAUAACAUGGAUGGUUUUUUUGUUGCUAAGUUAAAGAAGAUGAGUAAUACGAAACUAGCAGUAUCUGAGCCUUCUAAACAAGCAGAUAAGAUGGAACAAGCAGAAGUUAUUGAUGAUAGUAAGGAUGCUCAAAUGAACAACCCAAAUGGAGAAGUUGCAAGUAAAGGAAAAAAGAGAGGAAAAAGGAAAACACCAGGGUGCUGGAAAAAAAGACGGGAAGUCGACAAUUGAAGUAGGCAAGCAAUUCAGAACCAGCAAGAAGUGAAUCCUUGGCUCUACCAGAAAAGAGAAAAGCAACAGCAGUUCAUGAUGAUGGCGAUAUCACCAAAAAUAUCCCCAACAAGAAAAUCAGCAAGCGUAAAUUCUGGAAAAGGGUAGGCGACCUAGGGAUAGUGAUAAUAAGAGCGUUGCAGGAAAUAAUGGAAGGGAAAUACCUUCAUCAACAGUCGGAUCAAAAAUGAAACGGAAGUUCCCUUCAAGAGAGGAGGGAAUUUUACAAGCUAGGAACUUGGAUUUGAUUAUCUUGAAAGCAGAGAGCAACUUGUCAUGAGGUUACAAGCAAAUUGAAAUAUUUAAACAGUUGUUCCCUUCUUUCUUUUCUUUCACCUUUUCCUCUCGGCAAAUCGUGUUUCUUUUUUCCUUUAUGGAUUACAAGCAAACUGGAAUAUUUAAACAGGCAUUUGAGUUGACUUGGAAAUGGAAAUGAAUGUAACUAAUUUGUAAUGGGAGAAAAUUCUUUGUUUAUCAUAAUAUGCAACAUGUUUGGAGUAUAAUUUGAUGUUUA